AUGGUUUACCGUGACGAAAUCAUCCAGGAAGAAAAUGGAAUAAGCUUUUCCAACGAGCACGAUUUUCCAAACGUUUCCACUGAAGACGUUGUGUCCAAAAAGCACAAUGAAGAUGUUGAGCCCAUCUCAAACGAAUUGCCGAUCGAAAAGGAACUGUUCGAAGAUCCUGAUUUUCCGGCAAAUACUUCCUCUUUGUAUCGGAGUAAGGGUGAUAGUGGCAAAGAAGAGCUAGAAUGGAAAAGGCCGAAGGAAAUUAUGGCCAACCCGAAGUUUGUCGUAGAUGGGUUUUCCCGUUUCGAUGUUCGGCAGGGAGGUCUAGGCGACUGUUGGUUUUUAGCCUCGUGCGCCAGUCUUGCCACUGUUCCAGAGCUGUUUGUGAAAGUUGUUCCCAAGGACAAUGUGGAGUUUGAUGCCGACGACUACGAGGGGAAGUAUUAUUUUCGCUUUUGGCAGUAUGGCAAAUGGGUAACAAUUGUAGUUGACGAUCGUUUGCCUGUAGACGGAGAUGACGAAUUGCAGUAUGGACAAACUUCCACGGAAAACGAGUUUUGGUUUGCUCUGCUGGAAAAAGCGUAUGCUAAGCUCCACGGUUCGUACGAAGCGUUGGUAGGCGGGUUUGGAGAAGAUGGAAUGGUCGAUCUUACUGGUGGGUUGAAAAACUAUUACAAACUAAAAAAGAUAACUCCAAAGAAGUUAUUCACCAUGGUUGAACGAUCCCUACAACAGAAGUGUUUGAUAACAACUGGUACCAGAAAACUACCAGAAUUGGAGAAAGUUAAUAUUUCCGGCGGACACGAGUAUACCGUCACGAAGAUUGUAAAGUCGAUCCAACACGAUGUGGAGCUUAUUUGUAUUCGUAACCCUUGGGGUAAAAAGGAAUGGAACGGAGACUGGAGUGACAAAUCCGAUAAUUGGAAAAUAGUGAGUGACGAGAAGAUUAGAAAGCUCAACGUAGUGAAAGAAGACGGCGAGUUUUGGAUGGAUAUCAAGGACUUUGUCGAAUAUUUUGAUGACAUUUCGAUAUGUUAUCAGUCACCUAACGGCUUUGCUGAAUCGCGGAGCAAGGAAAAAUCAUCCUGGACAACGGUCUGCCAGCAUGGCAAGUGGAUUCGUGACCGCACGGCUGGUGGCUCGGAUGAGGAAACUUUCUACAUGAAUCCUCAAUAUCUUAUUACCCUGGAAAAUCACAUGUCCAAUGAGGUUCGCAAUAAAAACUCAAUCAAAUCCGGGAAGCGCUUUAACACAAUUGUAGGUUUAAUGCAAAAGAACAGUCGUGCUUUGGGUAGAGAUGAUCUUUCCAUUGCACUCGCCAUCUUCCCGGUGCCAGAAGAUAUGGAUCUAACGCAGCGCCCACUGCCAAAAAGUUUCUUUGAUAACAACAAAGCCAUCAACAAUACUUCUUCUGUUGCGGAUCGCGAAAGGAUUUUCAACAAGUCGCUGUCAGCUGGCAAGUACGUUUUAGUGCCGUAUACUCGGGAAGCACAGCAGGAGGUCGAAUUUUUCAUCCGAGUUAUUUCAGAGGGUGCAAUUACGCUGACAUGUAUGAAUCAGAUAGAUGAAGCAUAA
Molecule: messenger RNA, 1566 nt
Organism: Anopheles coustani
Lineage: Eukaryota; Metazoa; Arthropoda; Insecta; Diptera; Culicidae
Product: calpain-A-like
Exons: 2
Coding region: 1-1566 (521 amino acids)
Biological process (GO): proteolysis
Cellular component (GO): cytoplasm
Molecular function (GO): calcium-dependent cysteine-type endopeptidase activity
Source: RefSeq, a predicted model, not a curated record